Vicia villosa (hairy vetch) is the source of this 2497-nucleotide messenger RNA. RefSeq names its product exocyst complex component EXO70A1. The transcript is spliced from 11 exons. Gene Ontology annotation, molecular function: phosphatidylinositol-4,5-bisphosphate binding. NCBI's taxonomy places the organism in Eukaryota, Viridiplantae, Streptophyta, Magnoliopsida, Fabales, Fabaceae. Gene Ontology annotation, biological process: exocytosis. The coding region runs from base 282 to 2180 and encodes 632 amino acids. The record is from RefSeq and is a predicted model, not a curated record. Gene Ontology annotation, cellular component: exocyst.
UCUUUUGAGAAAGUAGCACCGGAACGAGAUGAGGUCCCACACAAGAUGUAGGAGGGGGCCAAGAGGGCCACACUUCAACUGAUUUCUUAACCAACUCACGACGAGUGCGGAAACAGUGUAAGAACCACCACCAACACAUGACGCAUUACAUUCCAAAGCAAUAUCCAAAAAGGAAAUAAUCGAUUACCAAUUUUCGAUCAAAUCAAAACGCGCGUUUCCGUUUUCUCACUCACCAAACAAAAACUAAAAAACGAUAGAAAAUCAGUGAAAAAUCAUUCACUAUGGGAAUUCCUCAAGCCAUGGUCGCUCUCCGAGAAAGAGCAUCGUUCGUGAAAGACUCUCUCCAUCGAAGCCAAACCAUCACCGAUAACAUGGUCUCCAUUCUCGGCUCCUUCGAUCACCGUCUCUCCGCCCUCGAAACCGCAAUGCGUCCCACUCAGAUAAAAACGCAUUCGAUUCGAAGUGCUCAUGAUAAUAUUGAUAAGACUUUGAAAGCUGCGGAGGUGAUUUUGACGCAGUUUGAUCAGACACGCAAGGCGGAGGCUAAAAUACUGCGAGGGCCUCAUGAGGAUCUAGAAAGCUAUUUGGAAGCAGUUGAUCAGCUUAGAGCUAAUGUUCGUUUCUUCAGCAGCAAAAAGAGUUUCAAAAGCAGUGAUGGUAUCAUCAACCAUGCAAACAGCUUGCUUGCUAAAGCUAUUUUAAAGCUAGAAGAUGAAUUUAAACAUCUUUUGACAAAUUACAGCAAGCCUGUGGAACCUGAUCGCCUUUUUGACUGCUUACCUAACUCUCUAAGGCCAUCAGCUUCUGGGCAGCAGAGCGGUGGUGGUGGCAAAAACCAUUCAGACAAACCAAGCAUAGAAACUGUCACUUUCACUCUCCCAACUCUUAUUCCCCCCAGAGUUAUACCUCUGCUUUAUGAAUUAGCACAACAAAUGGUUCAAGCAGGCCAUCAACAACAGCUCUUUCGAAUCUAUACAGACACCCGUGCUGCAGUCCUGGAGCAAAGUCUAAGAAAGUUAGGUGUUGAGAGGUUGAGUAAGGAGGAUGUUCAAAAAAUGCAAUGGGAGGUUUUGGAGGCAAAGAUUGGAAACUGGAUUCAUUUCAUGAGGAUUUCUAUCAAAUUGUUGAUUGUGGGGGAAAAGAAAAUCUGUGAUCAAAUAUUUGAUGGUAAUGAGUCUGUAAAAACUCAAUGCUUUGCUGAGGCCACAGGCUGCAGUGUGGCAAUGCUUCUUAGUUUUGGAGAGGCUGUUGCCAGAAGCAAGAGGUCACCUGAAAAACUAUUUGUUCUUCUCGACAUGUACGAGAUAAUGAGAGAACUUCAACCAGAGAUUCAGAUACUGUUUGAUAGUAAAGUUUGCGCUGAAAUGCGGGAAGCUGCAAUCAAUUUGACCAAGCGGCUUGCUCAGACAGCCCAAGAAACCUUUGGUGACUUCGAGGAAGCAGUUGAAAAAGAUGCUACCAAAACUGCUGUGCAAGAUGGAACUGUCCACCCUCUAACCAGCUAUGUCAUCAAUUACGUGAAAUUUCUCUAUGAUUAUCAAGCAACUCUGAAGCAACUUUUUCAAGAGUUUGAUCCUGGCGAUCCAGAAGCUCAGUUAGCUUCUGUUACAACUAGGAUUAUGCAGGCUCUCCAGAAUAACUUAGAUGGAAAAUCUAAACUAUAUAAGGACCCAGGACUAACCCAAUUAUUUCUUAUGAACAAUAUCCAUUACAUAGUGAGAUCUGUGAGAAGGUCAGAGGCAAAGGACAUGUUGGGGGAUGACUGGGUACAAAUACACAGAAGAAUUGUGCAGCAACAUGCAAAUCAAUAUAAAAGGAUCUCUUGGGCAAAGAUCUUGCAGUGCCUCACUGUCCAAGGAACUAAUUCAUCUGGUGGAGGGGACAGCGGAAUUUCAAGAACAGCAGUUAAAGACAGGUUCAAGACAUUUAACGCUCAGUUUGAGGAGCUUCAUCAGAGACAAUCUCAGUGGACUGUUCCUGAUAGUGAGUUGCGCGAAUCACUUAGAUUGGCUGUUGCCGAAGUUCUGUUGCCUGCCUAUAGAUCUUUCCUUAAACGUUUUGGGCCCAUGAUUGAGAAUGGCAAAAAUCCUCAAAAAUACAUCAGAUACUCUCCUGAGAAUCUUGAACAAAUGCUCGGUGAAUUUUUCGAAAGCAAGGCAUGGAGUGAACAGAAGCGAUAAAAAUAGUUUCAUAGAUCACUGUGUGAAUUUUUCAAAAGUGAGGCGUGGAGUGAACAGAAGCGGUGAAAUUAGUAUCAUAGAUCACUGUUUUGCAAAUGUCUUUUUCUCCUUCCUAUCUCCUUUUCUUCCUACUUGUUAGAGGGCGCUCAAUUGGUAAAUUGCCAUCAAAAAGUUCAGGCAGGAGUUCUUUUUUACGGACUGGAUCGUAGCCAUGUGAUAUUUUGUUCAUAUGACAUUUUUGACUGGACAUAUGUUCAAUGAUAAUCACAAUAUAAACUGUCUUAAUUGUUGAUAAUUCAAAAUUUUCAAAAAAACAA